AUGUCAAAUCUUACAAAUCUCGAAUUUGUGGGACUUGAUAUAUCGGGAAAGAAUUACCUGUCAUGGGUAUUGGAUGUUGAAAUGCAUCUAAAUGCAAAAGGUCUUAGUGAGACAAUAAAAGAGAAUAAUGAUGCCUCGAUACAAGAUCUGGCAAAGGCGUUGAUUUUUAUCCGCCACCACCUUGACCAAGGGCUGAAAGAUGAAUAUCUCACAGUAAAAGAGCCCUUUGAACUCUGGAGAAAUCUGAAAGAAAGAUAUGAUCACCAGAGGACAGUUAUUCUCCCAAAAGCCCGCUAUGACUGGCUUCACUUGCGUUUACAAGAUUUUAAAACUGUGAGCGAAUAUAACUCGGUUAUGUUCAAAAUAAGUUCUCAGUUAUUGUUAUGUGGGGAGAAAAUUACUGAUGAUGAUAUGCUUGAGAAAACCUUCUCUACUUUUCAUGCAUCAAAUAUGGUGCUGCAGCAGCAAUAUAGAGAGAAGGGUUUUACUAAAUAUUCUCAGCUGAUUUCAUGCCUUCUUGUGGCUGAACAAAAUAAUGAGCUGCUGCUGAAAAACCACGAAGCACGCCCUACUAGCUCAAACCCAUUCCCUGAAGUGAAUGGUGUAUCGUAUUAUAAUAAUACAAAGGGCCGUGGUCGUGGCCGCAGCCGAAAGCGCGGUCAUGGGAAACACCGUGGUUAUAAUCCCGGUAAUGGACAAAAUCGUCACGGUGCUAGUGCAAAACACGACAAAGAAAAGCGUGAAAAUAAUCCCAAACAUGCUGAGAGCAUAUGCUAUCGCUGUGGCAUGAAUGGCCAUUGGGAAUACAAUUGUCGUACUGCAAGGCACCUGGUGGACCUCUAUCAGGCAUCCUUGAAAGAUAAAGGGAAAACCAUAGAGUCCAACAAUGUUUUUAUAGAUGACGAUUUUGAUAUCCCACAUUUGGAUGUGGAAGAUUAUCUUGAGCCAGUUAAUGAGCAUCAAAACUGA
This is a messenger RNA of Ipomoea triloba (trilobed morning glory), 969 nucleotides long. RefSeq lists its product as uncharacterized. The coding region runs from base 1 to 969 and encodes 322 amino acids. The transcript has 2 exons. The record is from RefSeq and is a predicted model, not a curated record. Gene Ontology annotation, molecular function: nucleic acid binding; zinc ion binding. Lineage: Eukaryota; Viridiplantae; Streptophyta; Magnoliopsida; Solanales; Convolvulaceae.